This is a messenger RNA of Cylicocyclus nassatus, 1029 nucleotides long. Lineage: Eukaryota; Metazoa; Nematoda; Chromadorea; Rhabditida; Strongylidae. The record is from the annotation of a GenBank genome assembly.
AUGUUUGCACCACUUUUAAAAAUCUUCGCACUCAAGAAGGUAGCCCUGAAUGUUUGCUCGAUGACGUCGAGCUUCAGUGUGGAAAGCACAGAAGCUCUAAAUGUGAGCGUGACAACAUCUCCUAAGGCUUCACAGACCCAAAAACCGGGCACACUUCUCGAGAAAAUGAAUUUAAUAGUCCUCGUGCUUAUAUGUAACUGCAUGAUAGUACGGAGAAAACGAAAACAAAAGUUGAAACUCAUGGAAGAAAUGGAAAGAGAAGAUGAGGAAAGAAGGAAGAAGAAGAAGAAGAAACGGAAACGAAAGAGGUUGUCGAGAGGUGUCAAACCAGUAAUACCACUGAAACCAAGCCAAGAGCUAAAGAAAGCAUUGAAUGAAUUUCUGGAAUUGCAAACACAAACUCUUGGCUCCGUGAUGGACGAGGACGAGGGAGCGUCGAAAAAAGGAAGUCAAGGAGCAAGCGCUAGCAGAAAGAAAGCUGCUGGUUCACGCGAUAGAGAAGAAGACACUGAGAAAAAGGAGACUUCCAGAGAGGCGGAGAACAGUCAUUGCGAACCUGGUGCUUGCUAUAAGCAAUUCUUCACGGCAAGCUUCGACAAUGCCGAAAGAUUUUGUAAAACGAAAGGAGCGCAUUUGGCUUCCAUACACAGCUAUGAGGAAAAUCAUUUUGUAGCAGCAUUGGCGAAAACAGGUAAAGAGUGGACGAAGCAUACCGAUUACACAUGGAUAGGUCUGAGACAAGUGAAUUAUCCAAAAGACAAGAAAGGAGCUGGACUGAUGGCACGAAAGUCGAUUUUCUGACUUUUGCUAACGGUCAGCCGGACAACGCUGGCUCAAAUGAGCACUGCACGCAGUUGUUUGGUGACCAUGGAUCUUGGUCCUAUCUAAUGUGGAAUGACGCGCCUUGCAAAGAUGUAAUGAGAUCAUUCAUAUGCAAGAAAAAGGGGAGGACGUCCGCAUGCUUCUGAUAUAAACGUUUGUUCUUGAAAUGAUGGUUUGAAGAGUCAAUAAGACCUGACAAGAUUUUUU